Macaca mulatta (Rhesus monkey) is the source of this 8530-nucleotide messenger RNA. The record is from RefSeq and is a predicted model, not a curated record. NCBI's taxonomy places the organism in Eukaryota, Metazoa, Chordata, Mammalia, Primates, Cercopithecidae.
UGAGAGUUACAUGCUUCCUUAAGGCUUGAAAGGUCCUGUUUUGAAAUAAUCUUGCCUGAUGCACUUUUAUUUUUAAUAGCUUAUUUUGAGAACAAUCCAAAUUUAAAAUUUGCAAAAAUAAUAUAAUGAACUUCCAUAUUUAUUUAAAUGGCCAGUUAUUAACAUUUUUCCACAUUUGUUUUACUAACUUUUUCCCCUGUGUAUGUGCAAAUAUGUAUUCAUAUUCUCUUGGCAUGCACACACACAGUUUGUUAUUUUUUAGUUUUGCUGAACCAUUUAAGACUCAGUACAGACAUCAUGAACCUUUACUCUUAAAUAUUUAAAUGUGUGCCCCCUAAGAACAAGAACUAUAACUUUCUCUUACAUAACCGUAGUUCAGUUAUCAAAUUUAGGAAAUUUAACAUUCAUACAAUACUAUUAUCUAAUAUACGACCCAUAGUCAGAUUUUAUCAGUUGUCCCAGUAAUGUGCUUUAUAGCAAUCUUCCCCACCACACUCCUUCACCCUCUGCCUUCAUCCAAGCUGGUCCAUAAUCACAUAUUACAGUUUGUUUUGAUCUCCUUGGUCUCUAUUAACCUGGACUGGUUCUUUAGUCUUUCUGCAUUUUGUUUUUCAGGAACUCUGGAGUUUUUUGAGGAAUAGUUCUUAAAUAACUUUCUCAUAUUGUUCCAAGUUUCUGGUCUUCACUCUAGCACUAAUUGAAAACAAAAAAUUAUUUUCCAAGAACUGUUACUUUCCUCCAUAUUUUCGAAUUUAUCAACAGAGAAUUGUACAGAGUGAUUUAUUUUACAACAAUAAAAUUCUGUUUGUGAGACCUAGAGGAUCAAGACAUAAUGGGAGCAUUUUUAGACAAGCCAAAGAUGGAAAAGCAUAAUGCCCAGGGGCAGGGUAAUGGGUUGCGAUAUGGGCUAAGCAGCAUGCAAGGUUGGCGUGUUGAAAUGGAGGAUGCGCAUACGGCUGUGAUCGGUUUGCCAAGUGGACUUGAAUCGUGGUCAUUCUUUGCUGUGUAUGAUGGGCAUGCUGGUUCUCAGGUUGCCAAAUACUGCUGUGAGCAUUUGUUAGAUCACAUCACCAAUAACCAGGAUUUUAAAGGGUCUGCAGGAGCACCUUCUGUGGAAAAUGUAAAGAAUGGAAUCAGAACAGGUUUUCUGGAGAUUGAUGAACACAUGAGAGUUAUGUCAGAGAAGAAACAUGGUGCAGAUAGAAGUGGGUCAACAGCUGUAGGUGUCUUAAUUUCUCCCCAACAUACUUAUUUCAUUAACUGUGGAGACUCAAGAGGUUUACUUUGUAGGAACAGGAAAGUUCAUUUCUUCACACAAGAUCACAAACCAAGUAAUCCGCUGGAAAAAGAACGAAUUCAGAAUGCAGGUGGCUCUGUAAUGAUUCAGCGUGUGAAUGGUUCUCUGGCUGUAUCAAGGGCCCUUGGGGAUUUUGAUUACAAAUGUGUCCAUGGAAAAGGUCCUACUGAGCAGCUUGUCUCACCAGAGCCUGAAGUCCAUGAUAUUGAAAGAUCUGAAGAAGAUGAUCAGUUCAUUAUCCUUGCAUGUGAUGGUAUCUGGGAUGUUAUGGGAAAUGAAGAGCUCUGUGAUUUUGUAAGAUCCAGACUUGAAGUCACUGAUGACCUUGAGAAAGUUUGCAAUGAAGUAGUCGACACCUGUUUGUAUAAGGGAAGUCGAGACAACAUGAGUGUGAUUUUGAUCUGUUUUCCAAAUGCACCCAAAGUAUCGCCAGAAGCAGUGAAGAAGGAGGCAGAGUUGGACAAGUACCUGGAAUGCAGAGUAGAAGAAAUCAUAAAGAAGCAGGGGGAAGGCGUCCCCGACUUAGUCCAUGUGAUGCGCACAUUAGCGAGUGAGAACAUCCCCAGCCUCCCACCAGGGGGUGAAUUGGCAAGCAAGAGGAAUGUUAUUGAAGCCGUUUACAAUAGACUGAAUCCUUACAAAAAUGAUGACACUGACUCUACAUCAACAGAUGAUAUGUGGUAAAACUGCUCAUCUAGUCAUGGAGUUUACCUUCACCUCCAAAGGAGAGUACAGCUCAACUUUGUUGAACCUUUUAACAUCCAUCCUCAACUUUAAGGAAGGGGAUAUGACAUGGGUGAGAAUGAUUACAUCAGAGAACUUCAGCAGUACAACAGCUAGCCCAGAACUGAUUUUUUUUUUUUGUAAAUUUGAGACUUAUGUAAACGUGAUUUCAAACCAUAAUUCAUGUUGUAAAUCAGACUCCAGCAAUUUUUGUUGUAUGAUUUUGUUUUUUUGUAAAGUGUAAUUGUCCUUGUACAAAAUGCUCAUAUUUAAUUAUGAACUGCUUUAAAUCACUAUCAAAGUUACAAGAAAUGUUUGGCUUAUUGUGUGAUGCAACAGAUAUAUAGCCGUUUCAAGUCAUGUUGUGUUUGGACUUGGGGUUGGAACAGGGAGAGCAGCAGCCAUGUCAGCUAGACGUUCAAAUGUGCAGAUGAUUAUGGAAAAUAAUCUCAAAAUCUUACAAAGCUGAACAUCCAAGGAGUUAUUGAAAACUAUCUUAAAUGUUCUUGGUAGGGGAGUUGGCAUUGUUGAUAAAGCCAGUCCCUUCAUUUAACUGUCUUUCAGGAUGUUCCUUCGUUGUUUCCAUGAGUAUUGCAGGUAAUAAUACAGUGUAUUCAUAAGAAUCUCAAUCUUGGGGCUAAAUGCCUUGUUUCUUUGCACCUCUUUUACAAGUCCUUACAUUUAAUUACUAAUUGAUAAGCAGCAGCUUCCUACAUAUAGUAGGAAACUGCCACAUUUUUACUAUCAUGAUUGGCUGGGCCUGCUGCUGUUCCUAGUAAGAUAUUCUGAAUUCCAUUUUAUCAAUAAAGCUUGAUUUAACAAACAAGAAAUUUAAUCAUGUAUGUGUAAUUCCUCUUUUACCCCGGCCUUUUAAAACACUGUGCCAUUGUAAUGAGACGUUUCUCAUAGGGAAAGAUGUUAGUCUCUUUUAAUUGGACAACACUGUUACUCAAGGCAUAGAUGAAAGUGUUUCCUUCCAUUAGAAAGACUAAAAGAUUUAAUUAUUGGUUGUACCUUAAUCUAUUUUUUAUAUAGUUUCUUUCAGGCUGCUUAUUUUUCAUUAAGAUGUGUAUCAGCUUGGAUUUGCCUCAGUUUAAUUAAAAUAAUUGUCCAAGUUUGACAAUCUGACACUCUAUGGUAGGGGUGUGUGUGUGUGUUUGUGUGUGUUUGCCCGUGAUUUUUAAUUGGCCCAUGUCUUUAGAAUCCAAGUGGUUAAGAUGUAUUUGUGAUUUGAAAUAUAGCAUGUUGAUAAUAUUUAGCCGUUGGCCUUUACAAAUAACUUUCAAAGCUUAAGGAAUUGUAGAUGUAAAAAUAACCUAAUUUAAUUUAGGCUUAAAUUCCUCUGAUUAAGCAUGUGAAAGUAAGUUUUAAAAUCUGUCACAUUGAAAAGAUUACUGUUCCGUGCCCUUCUGUAUUUUUGUCUCUUUAGGUUGAAUAUUGUAUUUAUCACCAUGUAAUCAUUCAGUAGGCAGAUUCCCACUAGAAAACUAUUAAAAUGUAAGACUAAAAUACAACAUUGAAUACAAAAUCAAAACUUUGUGUAUAAAAACCAGUAUAGUCCAUUUUGUUAUAUUUGUUUUUUCCCUAACUUGGAAAUAUACAUAUUUGUAUAUAUAGCCUUAAAAUUAAUGUAAAGUUAGGGGAGUAGUGGGGAAAGUAAUGUGAAAUGUCUCAGAUUUAAGUAGUUAAAUACCAGCAAAAUUUUUUCAUUAUCCCUCUUAUUUUGUGAGGUGAUUAAAUGUAACUUAAUUGUAUUUAAUUUAUAUCUUAUUCCAGCAUGAAUGAAGAAAAACGGAAGUACUAUUUAUAUUUAGGAAUUCGUAUCAGUUGAAAUUACAGAACCAAUUCCAUACUUACAAUAAAUACUUAAUGUCUAAAUCUGUGGUAGAGUGCGAAGUAUGAUAAUGUUCUAAGUUAUGGCUUUGCAAGUAUCUAAAUGUGCAUUUAAUGAAUACCAGUGCUUGUAUUAUAGACUUAAUUACCAGACAUACUGGUACUGAAAGCUAAAUCCCUAUUAUAACAAGCCAGUUCCUUAAUAUUUUAAGUAGACAGUUUUAGUUCCAGAAAUUGCAAAACUUUGAACUGGACUGUAUAAUCUUUUGAGAUGCACAACUUAAAUCACAAGUAAGAGUAUGUGAUGGAAAGCUAUAUUUCAAACCAUAACAGCAUAUUUACGGCCUUUUUUUUUUUUGAGUCUUUAAACAAGAGAAAAUUAAAAUAUUCCUGUCAAAAUUACUAGUAUUGAAAUUAGGCUUGGAAACAAGAGAGAACUGUAUUUGAGUGAUCUCAGAAGACUAAAUCUUUUCCACAUGAAUCAGCACUGCCAUACUAAUAAUUUUUUUACUAUAAAAAUACAGGAAGGAAGUAUACAUUAUAACAGCAGACUGUUCGUGAUUCCUGGAGGUAAUAGUGGGGGAAACCAACAGUACGUUUUAAAGGCACUUUUGCACCUCUACUGUGCACUUCAUUCUUGUACCACUUAAAUUCUUCACCCUCAUCCCCUUUUUUUGUGCUAAUUAGCAUCUCAGGGCAAUGCCUCAAAAAUGUUUGAUGUGUUCUGUUCUUUGGAAGGAAAAAGUUCUUGUGUGAUGAUAAUAUAGUACUCAAAAUAUACUUUUAUCACUUAAAUGUCUUAUUUGCUGCUAUGAAUAGGAAAUAACAUUUUGUAUAGCAGGCUUUGUUUUACCCUAAUAUUAAAAAAUUUCACUGACCUUUCUUUCAUUGUUUUAACAGGGUAGAAUCUCCUAAUUUCCACUUUCUUGGGAAUAUACUUUUAUAGACAAUAGAAGCAGUUAUCAAUAUGAGCGCUUACUUUAAAAAAUCAAAGUGAUACUUAAUUCAGCUUUGGAAGUAUCUCAAACACUUACUUUAUAGUGCAUUAACUUGCUUCUAGAGUACUUAAUGCAACUGCUCUAGCCACUUAGUUUUUUAUACUAAUCUCAACAUUAAGAAAUUUGGAUUAAGUAAUAAAUUAGUUAUGUAAUUCAAGUAAUCUGAAUUACAGCAGUACUUUUAGUGAUCAUUCAUAUGACCAUAUAUUAACCCAGCUAAUAACUCAGUUUUUUUUACAAAAUGUUUCGAGUAUUAUCGGUAAAACACUGUUCUAGGCUAAGCACCUUGGGACUGUAAAGAAAUGAGUAGAUCCUUGGCUUCAAGUUUACAUUUGGACAAUUUAUAAUCUAGUGUAUGUUAGUAUUAUAACUGGAUCACUCAUCAAAAAAAAAAAAGCUAUUGCCCACCCGUUAUCGACCAGGUACUUAGCUAAUCAAGGCAGGCCUCUGCCCUAAAGUGCUUGUUUAUAAACUUCCUUUACUCACCUGAAAACUCUUCUCCAGUUUAUUUUCUUCUCUCCAAAGUUAAAAAUCAUUCAGAAGAAAAUUUUGCUUAGCAUAAGAAUAAAAUUGGAUUGAAGAGGCUUAAGCCCAUUCAGUAUGCUUGAUUGCAUUUAUCGAAUGGCCUUUAUUCUUCCUGCUGACAGCAGUAACUCAGAGGAAUAGGUAAUAGAUUUCUGAAAAUUCUCCAGCCAUGGAAAUGUAGGUGGGGUUUGAGUUUAAGGCAUUUAAAAAUGUAAAUAUCUCUAGCUAAAUUUAGGUAGAACUCUGUGUUUUUGUAACACACUGCCAGUGUUAAUGUCAAAUUUUAGCCAAAUUAUUACUAUGUUUUAAUAUUUUAAAAUAAUUUCACUGCCCAUCUUUACUGGACAAACUCAUUUGGAGUUCAACUUGUGAUUUCUGAAAGAACUGAUGAAAUUGGGUACUGCUUUUUUUCUCCAUUUUUUGUUUUAUUUUAAUUUUGAAUUUCAUGGUAUAUACUUUUAGUUCAAACUUGGCUGUUUGUACAGUAUUAGGAUUUCGUAUUAGAAAAUAUGUGUAAAUAUCUUAGUAUAUAAUUGUUUCUCAUUUGAGGUUUUUCUUCUAAGGGACCUUAAAGAGUUUUAUAUACUUUUGCUCACAGAUACUGCUAGUGAGAUUACAAUUUUUUCAGUAUCUAGUCUUCUAGUUUUUCUUUUAGGCAUUAGGAAGCCUUCUUAAGAGUUCAAAAUUUUAGAAGCCUAAUUUGGUGUUACUUCCUUCAAUUAUGUGCCAUGUGUUUUGGUUUAUAUAUGUUUUAAAUUGUAUAUUACCUUGGAAUAUGCUUGAAAUAUUUAAGAAUACAUUUUCAAAAUGUAUAAUACUGUAUUGUUUUGUUGAUCAAAAUAAUAAGUCUCAGUUAAAUGUUAGUUAUUACUGAUAGUCAAAACGCUCAAUAGAAAUGAUGAGAGGCAUUGGUUCCAGUUCAUUGUCAAAUGAACAUUUUGUAAUUUUGUUCACAGGUUCUUUCCCUUUCAGUUGUUCUGUAUAUUAAGAUAGUGGCUUCUGCUCUCACUGUUUUCCUAUUUAUAUUACUAGCAGAUAGGAGUGCUAAUUAGAAAAACUUAUAAUGGUAUUGAAAUUGCAGUUGACAACUUAUAUUUUUAUGAGAUGGAGAAAAAGGAUUGUUUAAGUUGAUAAUGUUGACUUUUUUUCUUCCUUAUCCUGCACGAAAUAUUGCCCUCGUUUCCUCUACUUUCCUCUUGGUGUUUUCUCUUUUUUUCAAACAGAAACAGGACAAUUCCAUUUUCUUGAGCAAGAAAGCUUAGUGUGUUACUUCAUCAAGGCCAGCUAAUACUGUGUUAAACUGGGCUGAAAAUGAGAAAACUUGGGAGAUGGAGGAAUGGGGAAAUGGCAGUGGGAUAGCUAGGGAAGGAUUACUCUUAAUUGUUUUAAAAGCCAUAGGAAAGUCUUCCUUGUACCUGGCUGUAAAUUUAUAAGAACGAUUGUGUCACAUAAACCAACAAGAAUCAACCUUUGCUGCUUCAGAAAAUUUGAUUUUUCCAGCAAGGAAAUUAAUAAGAGUUACUGAUUCUUCGUCAUAGAAACAACUGAGAAGAAUUAAUACAAUAUUUCUUCACUAGAAAACCCAACCCUUCAUUUCUUUUCAUUGCUCCAAAACCCAGUUUUCAACUAAUGGUUUUCUCAUUAAACUAAAUGUUUAGAAAAAUUGUUUAGAGUUUUUCUUUUUCUUUUAUAUAGUCCUCCUGAUCCAGUAUAAGACUAUUUAGUAACGUGCAUUUGUAUGGUAUUAUCUAAAGUAAGUUAAAUUGAUGUAAGAGAUUGGGUAGCUGCGGAACAAAAUUAGUUAUAUCCUAAUUAGGUACAGUGAAUGACACAAAAUCAUUUUAGCAAUGCUUCUUUUGGGGUCACAGGCCUUGUGAGACUGAUGAAUCCUAGGGACUCCUUUACCCAGGAAAAUGCAUAUAUAACAUACAUAUCUCACUAAAGUUUACAAUAUUGUAGUGGUUCAUGGACCCCAUGGUUAAGAGCCCAUUCUGAAGUACAGUAGGGCAUCAUCCCUUUUCCUGCAAAGCCCAAAAAUAUAUUUCAAGGGCAUGAAAAUAACUUGAGUGUAUUUUAAGGAAUUGUUUCACUCUAGAGGUAGAUGGAGGGCCUGGCUAGAAUCUGACAUUAAAAUACACUUUUUAAAAAAUACUAUAUUUGGGGGGAGAGUGAUUAAAAGGUGAAAAAAACAUAGUAUUCAGAAGUUUUGGAGAUUAAUGUCUUUCUCUAAGAUUUGCCACUUUAGAAAUUCAAUAGGAAAGAGAGAAAACAGAAAUUGAAUGUAUCUGGAACAUUUUUGGCCUUCAUAGUGCAGAUAUACUAUGUUAACAAGUAAUACAUUUACCUGUCAGAUCUCCAGGUUGUAAGGUUUUGAGCUUUCUAGUAUUAGAAUUCAUUAAAUGUUUAAUUCAUUUCAUAUUCUAAGGAAUUAGGUUAUUUACGUACUAAUUCAGGAUGUUAAAAUAACAUCCAACACAGACAACCACCACCAAUGCACAGAGUUAAUGAGAUUCCUAAAAUACAGUUAAGUACAAUGUAACAAACAGAAUUUUGCAUUUGUUGCCAAAAUCAGAUGUUUAAUUACAGCUUAUUGGCAUUUGUGGGACUUCUGGAACAUAGAAACCAUUGUCUUACCUGGUUAUCCCUUGACUAAAUAGCAUAUCUGCAGGAAAGUACCUUGUUUGUAGUGAUAUGCCCCAAUACUGAUUGAUUUCACUCUUGAAAUGAGUUAUAUCACUUAAUUUGUAUAAACGUUAUGAGUGGAGAGACAUGUACAUGUUAAAAGCAUGUUGCAUUAUAUAGAGAUUCAUUUUUUAAACUCUAUAAAUGUUAAGACUAAUAUAAUUGCAGAAAUAUUUUUCUUAACUACAGUGUGUAACAAAAUUCUUCAUAGCAACUCACCCACUUUGCAGUUUAUGUGAUCCACACUUUUAAAGAAAUUCCAUAAAUGUAUAUUUUGUAUUAUGUAUUAUUUCCUGGUCCAAAGAAAAUAUGUGAAUUCAGUUCUAACUUUAAGAAUGUACUGUUUAUUUUCAAGUUCAUUGAAAAAUUGCAUUCAGCCUGCUAAUGGUUGCAGAUUGUAUGUUAGAUGAAAAGUAGAAAUAAUUUCUAGUUUGCAAAACUGGUGCCACUAAAUAAACAGGCAAUUGCAUAA